Molecule: messenger RNA, 723 nt
Organism: Rotaria sp. Silwood1
Lineage: Eukaryota; Metazoa; Rotifera; Eurotatoria; Philodinida; Philodinidae
Source: the annotation of a GenBank genome assembly
AUGGCAUCUAACUAUGGGACCGACAAUGAUCUUGAACGUGUCAUUCAAGGCUUUGAUCCGGCAAGAUUUUUCGAUCUUUCAUCUUAUAUGUUUGACAAGAAAGGUGAUCUUCGAUACUGUAAUGAAGAACCGUUGAAGUUAACCCGUGGUAAAUGGAAUUAUUACACUCCAUUUAGAGGUUGGAUACGUUAUGGUUUGAAUAUCGAUAAAUUUGGUUCUAGCGGUAAACAAUGGAUUGCAUGUGAUGGUGUUGCUGGUGAAUGGGCUGUUGGAUUUCAUGGAAUUCGUCGUAAUGUGUUAGAAGUAUUAAAAUCCAUAGCUUCUGAAGGUUUAAAAGUUUUUCAAGGUGCGAACAGUGAAUGGGGCACAACCUCAAAAGAUAUUGGCUCAAAUGCAUCUUUAUUUAAUGAGAAAACAUGUGGAAAAGGUGUAUUUUUAACAUCACAGAUCAAACAUCUGAUAGACAAUACGGAACAUUGUAGAUUAAUCAAACCUAUUCAAUACAAUAAACAUUAUUAUAUAGAAAUUGCUUUACAAUGUCGAAUACAGCCGAAGAAAAUUCGAGUACCAGAAUGUUCCAAAAAUGAAUAUUAUAUUGUGAACGAUCCAACGUAUGUUCGUCCAUAUGGAAUUGUUAUUCAUUUUUUGACUGAGGCACAAGCAAAAACUAUUUUAGAAGAUAAUGACUUUAAUUUACAACCAGCUAUUCCAUUUGUCCAAUAG